AAGGUUUGGCAUACAGAAGAACAGACCCUCUUUCUUCUCUCUGUCUGUCUGUCCUACAUUUGGUAGCCCCAAUUCUCUUCAACUAGGGUUUCUGCUUCUCCUCAGCAUUUCCAUUUCUCUGCUUGCGAUCUUCAUCUCUGUGAAGAUUUCACAACUGGGUCAGUCGAAAUUCUUGAAAACAACAAAAGAUAAGCAAAAAAAUUGAAUCUUGAUUCUUGAUGGCAAAGACUAAACCAGGGAAAAAGGACCUUGAUUCUUACUCUAUCAAGGGUACCAACAAAGUCGUACGAGUUGGUGAUUGUGUAUUGAUGAGACCAUCCGAUUCGGAUAAGCCCCCAUACGUGGCAAAAGUAGAUAAAAUUGAGGCAGACCAUCGCAACAAUGUGAAGGUCCGAGUUCAGUGGUACUACCGCCCUGAGGAGUCAGUUGGUGGACGCAGACAGUUCCAUGGGGCUAAAGAGCUGUUCUUGUCCGAUCACUAUGAUUUUCAGAGUGCACACACAAUCGAAGGGAAGUGCAUAGUGCACUCCUUCAAGAACUACACAAAGCUGGAGAAUGUGGGCCCUGAGGAUUACUUUUGUAGGUUCGACUACAAAGCUGCCACAGGAGGGUUUACUCCUGAUCGUGUUGCUGUGUAUUGCAAGUGUGAAAUGCCCUACAACCCAGAUGAUCUCAUGGUUCAAUGUGAAGGGUGUAAAGACUGGUUCCAUCCUAUCUGUAUGGGUAUGACUAUUGAUGAAGCAAAGAAAUUAGACCCUUUCUUGUGUUCUGACUGUUCAUCAGAAGAUGAUGCUAAACGACCCUUGAACUCUUUCCAUGUUGAGCCAAAGGUGGAGUUGAAGCGCAGGAAGAGAUAGCAAACUUGACUCUUUGUGAAGUGGGAGGAGGUACGCUUUUUCAUAUGGAAUGGGAUUCAUGAUGCAGAAGUGCUUGUACAGCUGAAGUAUGGGGUUACUAGCUUUUUGGUUUCUGUAAUGUCAUUAUGACUUUUCAGAGCAAGCUCAUAUUUCUAAAGCAUCUUCAAACUCCUUUAGAAUUUGUAUGAACUAAAUUAACCAAGGGCCAUUGUAGACCUUUGUAGUAUAUUUGCCUUGUUAACUUAUCAACCCAAGUACCUUCAGGAAGGUAACCAAAUGUUGAAAAGAAAGUUAAAAAACCAGGAUGGUCUAUCGAUAGCGUGUUUGUCCAAA
Molecule: messenger RNA, 1190 nt
Organism: Solanum lycopersicum (tomato)
Lineage: Eukaryota; Viridiplantae; Streptophyta; Magnoliopsida; Solanales; Solanaceae
Product: chromatin remodeling protein EBS
Molecular function (GO): chromatin binding
Source: RefSeq, a predicted model, not a curated record